UUACUCAGGCAGUGUGAGUUAGCCAGCUGUAUAAUGAGGAAAAGGAAGUCUCCAGAAACCUGUUCUGGUGGCCCAGCAAUCAAACGGUAUGCACUUCUCGGGAGCUGAGAAGUCUCUAAUUAAAUUCAGGCACUGCGAGAGGUCCAUCUACACUUUCGGUGUACCCCAAUGCUGCCCUCUUUGCCAGGGGGACGUGGGCUCCACCAGGAUAGAGGACGCACCUAUCAGCAUCUCAGAUCCAUUCUCCAAUGGUCAUCAAGAGAAAUGCUCCUUCCUCCUCAAACCCACGAGAGGGACGUUCCUUAGGGAGUACGAUGGGAAGUCUGAUCUGCACGUGGGAGUCACUAACACACAUGGGGUCGUGUAUAAUUACAGUGCACGCGGCAUACAGCGGGACGAGGCAGGCUGGGAGUGUUGUCUCAGUGUUCCACUAGUGCAGCCUAGCAUGUUUGGACUGCUGGACCAGUGGGACAAGUACUUGGAAGACUUCUCCGCUUCUCCAGCCUGGCUGCCUCAUAGGUAUGAAGAGAAUCACCACAACUGCUCGAGCUUUGCCCUGGCCUUCAUUAACUGCAUCCUGGCCAUGGAGGGCCAAGAGCAGCUGGAGAAGAGCGAGUUCACGGAGAAGUACGUGAUCCCAAGGACGCGCCUGGCCGCCAAGUACAUCACGCUCUACAGGGCCAUCCAGGAGAGGGGCUUCCACGCGACUGACCAUCCCAGCCCGGGGACAAGCCCUGGUGAGCAGGCUGUAGCGAAUGCUGCAUGGGAGGGUCGCUGAGACAGGACAUUUGGGCUUGUGGCCUUUCGACGGUACUGCAGAUUUAUAACUGUACUUAGUGCGACUCGUUUCUAAAAAGUAUGUGGUUUUCCAUUAAGCUUAAUAUAUCAAAAUUAUAAAAUUAAGAAAAGUAAAUAAAAAUGUAUAAAACUAAUAAAA
Messenger RNA from Rattus rattus (black rat), 937 nucleotides. It is a transcript of the gene Mkrn2os, whose product is annotated as MKRN2 opposite strand. The transcript has 4 exons. Bases 89 to 778 code for a protein of 229 amino acids. The record is from RefSeq and is a predicted model, not a curated record. NCBI's taxonomy places the organism in Eukaryota, Metazoa, Chordata, Mammalia, Rodentia, Muridae.